Molecule: messenger RNA, 10082 nt
Organism: Rhizopus microsporus ATCC 52813
Lineage: Eukaryota; Fungi; Mucoromycota; Mucoromycetes; Mucorales; Rhizopodaceae
Exons: 16
Coding region: 319-9879 (3186 amino acids)
Biological process (GO): protein polyubiquitination; proteasome-mediated ubiquitin-dependent protein catabolic process; positive regulation of protein catabolic process
Molecular function (GO): ubiquitin-protein transferase activity
Source: RefSeq, a predicted model, not a curated record
AUCACCCUUAUUCUUUGUGUGCAGAUCAUAACCCAUGUGUAUGCGAUAAUAGAAUGACUCUCUCUCUGUCUCCUCCAUCACUUGCUCAAUAUGGCCUCUUGUUAUUCUUUUAACCGUCCGAUAUGAAAGCAACUUUAUCAAACAGACCAAACAUGGUCCAAAAGGGGAGAUAUCCAAUUAUAACAUGUCUCUUGUAAAUGAAUAACAUAUAGACAGAACAGACUGACGUCUUUAUGGUCUGGUUGCCGAGCAACAAAUUAUGUCCAUAAAGAUUUUUUCUUCUAUUUUUGGAUAUUUCUUUUUUUUUCUGCAACUGUCAUGAAGAUCAAGAGAGUUCCUAUAAAGACUCUUCCUCCUCUUCCACCCGAACUGAAGAAUGUGAUUGAGCACUUGGAAAAAGAGGAUCAAAGCCAAAUUAGCCAUUGGACAAACGAGAUUGUAGAAUGGAAAUAUCCUCGCAGUGAUUUCUUUCAAUUUGUAGCUGUAUUAAAUCGCUUUGAUACAAUCUUGGAAAAUAUCUGUAAAGAAUACGAAUUAACUCAACAUGUACAAAAGAAGCACUUUGACGCGACGAUAAAGCAAACAUUACUCUCUAUUUUAAAUUUUACAAGAUUACUAUUUGAUCACUGCUCGAAUCGAAGCUUAUACAACUCUUAUGAACACCUGAAUUCGUUAUUAUAUACAACAGAUAUUGAUGUACUAGAGACAACACUAGCAUUAUUAAUCAAACCAGCACAACGGAUGAGCAAUCCGACCGCUGCUCACUCUAAUUUCUCGAUACAAAAGGAUAAAGUGAUUGCUGAACUAGCUAGGAGUGAUGAUAUAAUAUCAUCCAACGAUACACAACAAGAGAACAAACUAGUGAUGUCAUAUUACAAAGAAGAGGAUAUGGGAGAACUGGAAACGAUAGAGUAUACGAUCGUGCCAGAAAAAGAGGAUGACCUGGACCUCUUUUGGACAUUGGUUAAGAAGCAUCAAGUUCCAAGCGAGUAUCAUUUUGAAUUAUUGAAUAAAAUUAGAUUAACGAAUCAUAAGAAUAAUAAUAAUAUAACAAGACAAUUACUUAAGAUUCGUUUUAUGUCUAUUGUUAUCUUAGCUCAUACAAUGCCAGAGACAACAGUUCAAAAUAGACUCUACAUUUACGAACCCAACUUGAUACCUCAGAUCGCACAGCUUGUGUCUUAUGACAACCAUACUCCAAUAGAUGUCCAAACGUAUGCUCUAUAUGCGCUAGAUGCAAUUGCAAGGCAUAGAAAUAAACUGACAGAAGUGUUGAAUACUCUCAAUGCUGCUACAAAUCACAGUAUAUUGCUUCAUAUCCUGAGGCAAUUAUCUAAUGGCACAGUGUACUCUCCGUCAUUUCUGGAUGCAUUGUUUACUCUCCUUUCCUAUCUGACAGAUACAGCUAUAGGCAGUCAAAUGUUGUCCUCUGCUGGUAUGAUAACCACAUUGAUCCAUAUUAUUGACAGCGAUCGUGUUCAACCAAAUGUUCUUUCCAAAGCUGUAUCAUUGCUUCAUGUCGCAUUCGACAGUAUGGAUAACGCUUACCCCAGCUUUUUCAACUUUAAUGGCCUUGAGGCCUCCAUCAAGGCUCUUCAUACACAAACUAACAACUGCAUCAACGGAUCCGAACAUCACCAAGAUUCUAUCAACCUUGUCAAGGGCAUUCUUCGACUCAUCAUUCGCAUGAUCCGAACAAACGACGCAGGAACCACUCUACGCAACCUAAUGGAAACGAGCGUACCGGACGUGCUAAAGAAGAUUAUGGAGCAUCAGACACUGUUUGGAUCCAGUAUCUUUGGACUCGCCAUGUCUCUAUACUCAAGCUACGUGCACACCGAACCAACAUCACUCAGCGUGCUUCUUGAAGUCCAAGUGCCGCAGAUAUUUUUGAAAACGAUCAAGGCAUACAACGGGCACUGUGACGCUGCCUUGCUGUUGAGCAUUCUCAGUGUCUUUGAAGCGACCUGUUUGAACAAACAGGGACUCGAGUUAUUUAAAGAUGAGAACCCGCUUCCUUACUUCUUUGACUUGAUCUGUUCUUCACAGUUUCUGGCUAAUCCCAUGGAAGUGUCACAGAGUGACAAUGUAGGCAACACAGCAGCAGAGCUGGCGCGACACGAACCUUCACUACAAGGCCAAAUGUUUCAAUGUAUUCAUAGUAUGCUACAGCGUGUGAUUCGUCUGGGAGAGUCAGAGGAAGGUAAGCCGGAGGACGAUAGUCAUCAGUUGGCUUGGAAGGCAGUGCCAGAGCGGAACACGGUCCAUAAAGCAGAGUGUCGUCUGUUGGCUAUGAUUGAAAUGGUGGCAAGGUUCUUGGAAGGCUUCUUGGAAACUGAUAAUGUCAAGGAAUUUAUCGAGUAUAAUGGCCAUGAGAUUCUCUUGCGUUAUUAUUCCCUGCCCAUGCUUCCAUUUGACUAUUAUCUAAGUAAUGCAUUUGGUGCUCUUUCAGAUGUCUUCAAGAUGCUGGCCAAUGAAGAUGUGGUCAAGAUUGUUGGGGCAAUUGAAAAAGCAUUAAGAAAAGAAGCAGAUCGUAUCGUUCAAUCCAAGCCAACACAAAAGAGUUCUGUAGUUGAUUUUAUUUAUGUGGAUGGCACGGAUCAUCAGUUACUUGAAAAAGGAAACAGCGUGUUUCGUAGGUUUAGCUUUUUAGUGGGACACGUCGGGUUAUUAUCAAGUAUUCUCUCUUUGUUUGUUCUCAGAAAAGAAGACAUUUGUGAAGAUUUGAUAGUAUGGAUAUGUAAAAGGAUGAUGGAAAAUCCAAAAGAAGAAAGCCUUUUGCAGUUCUUGGGUCGUGUUCACAGAUACUUAAUCUGGGAAACCAUUCUUUUAAGAAACGCUGUACCCAAAUCAUGGCAUUCAAAAGAAAUAAAGUUCAACAGUGACGGAACGACAGAAGAAAUUGAACACUCCGACUUGACAGAUCCCAAGGUCGUUAACACAAGAAGACUAGCAGAAGUUCUAGGCGGGGUGAGUCCGGUGAUUAUGCCGCUCUUUCAGAGCUUCAUCCAAUUGGAGCCUAUUGAAGUUCUCCGCUUAGAAGAGCGACGUCGAUUGAUCUUUAUCGCACAAGAUGUGGCUAAGGUUCUAUUAGAUAAUUUUAAAUGGAUUCAAGAUGGCCCUGAGUAUUGGUACGAGUAUAUUUCUGCUAUGGCUGUUCUAUUCUCUAUGCUCAUACUUGACGAUAAGGGCGAGCGUCGUCUGAUCGCUCCAGUCGCAGUUUGGUUUGGUCUGAUGGGUGGAAUACGAUGGAUGAUUGAUCAUCUUAUUGAACCUCUUUGGUACAAGGUGGAAAAGCAAGGAAACAAAAGCGAAGGUGGAGUCAAUCGAGCCGACUUGUGUCUCGAGUUAUUGCUGCCUGCCCUUCAUCAUCUCUCUGCGGUUAACAUCUAUAAUGAUGUAGCGCUAAAGGAACUAGCACGAGACGAGCCUGAACUUUUACUAGUCUACCCAGAAAAUUGGAUCGCUUUUCUUCGCUCGGAAACAUUUAGACUCUAUCGCUUUCUCGAGCGUCCCUCGCAUCAAAAGUUUCCUCAUUUUAUUCUUCGUGCUUUGCUCAGCUGUAUCAAGCAAUGUCUGAUCACUAAGGGUGAAUGCAAGCUAGAUAUCGAUAUAGAAUCUGCAGAAGCUAAACGAGCACUGGAAGAAGGAGGGUUAUCAGAUAAGCAAUUGGAGCGAAUAAGGCAGCUUAUGGAAAAGAUACUAAACCCACAUGCAAAGAAAAGCGAAGAGGAUGUACCAGAGGAUGAUCAGGAUGAAAACUAUGAGGACAUACCAGAUGACGAUAUUGGUCUUUCGGAUGUAGAAGCAGCAGUGGCCGUUCUGACAAGCACCCGUAACAAGGCACGCGAGCAUCUUCCGGAAAUUCUGACUCAACUUGUGCAUGAGCGAAAUGAUGUUGAUCUUGUUGUUCGCGAUGUCUUGGUUAUCCUCGCAAGCGAAGAUCCAGAGCAAACUGUACAAAUGAUGGCACAGUUCUUCCGUGAUAUCAAUAAGGACAGCAUAGACAAGCGUACUUUGUUUGAGUCAUGUGUGAACCGUGUACGCGUAUUUGCACUUAUGCUAAGAGAACCUGCCGUUCAAGGCUUUGCGUCUCAGUGGGUUUCUGCUAUCUCUAGCUUUAUAGGAUGGUCUGAGUUCUUGGAUAUGGUGAUAAAUACACCAGAAUUUCCGAAUCCCAAGUGGCUGACAACACUCUUUUUGAUUUUGGAAACUUAUUUAGCCCAAAAGGAAGAUAGCCCAGACGAAAACAGCACAUUGGUCCUUGAGCACCAUGAAGCGACUCGCUUGCUAUCUUACUGUAUUCAAUUGCUAAAGCUUGAUACUCUUUCUGAAGAUAAUUUACUGGCAACUCUGCGUAUCUUGAUUCGACUUACAAAGCAUCGAAGCAUGGCGCAAGAAUUUUUGACACAUGGGGAUGGGUUAGAAGCACUCUUGGCACGACCCAAACGUCGAUUUGAGAGCCACUUCAAAGUACAACAGGCCUAUGUCAUCAUCAUCCUCCGUCAUCUGAUUGAAACAGAGCAAGUGGUGAUUGAAUGCAUGCGAGAGUGGAUGAUUGCUUAUGCAAAUGAGCACCCCAACCAAAGGACGAGUGUAGACAAGUUUGCCAAACGUGGACAAGCUGCUUUCUUGAGAUCUCCGUCAUGCUUUUUUAAGCUGGUUAAACAAAUGUACCGUUGCGGCAUAAACUAUGGAAAUUCAUCCGUCCGCUUUGUUGGAAGUACUUCAGGAGAAGGUCAUCUAGUUACGAUUGAUGAAUCAAGAAAGGUGAUUCACUUCUUAUUGAAGGAACUGGUUAAAGCACAGGCCACAAAGGAAGAAAGCAACUGGAAGCUUGGAUAUACUGGAUACUUAGUCGAAUGCUUACUAGAACUGGUGUCAUCUUAUCCAAGCUGUAAACAAGAUAUGAUUUCAUUUCAAGUUCCCAAAGAUAUUGAAUUUCAUUAUACACCAGACAUGGUGCCUUAUUCAGAUCGGUCUAUCGUGUAUGUGCUCUUGAACAUUUUGGUACCGUACGGUGCAAUGAAUGCACGAACAGACCUCGAGCGUAAGAAGAAAGGUAUUUACAUAUGGACAACCGGGCUCCUCGUUGCAAUGUGUUAUGAUACGAUGCAUGCUAGUAAUACAAGAGAACAUGAAGAGCGUCAAGAAGGCGACGAUGACGAGAAUCUUGAGCAAGAGAACGAAGAGCAGCCUCAUGCUGCAGAAGAAAUACAACAAGUGGGACAAGGGAGCACGGAACACCAAGAUAUUGUAUCGACCAAACGAGAGGACGUACUUGCUCAUGUCCGAAGCCAUGUUUUGCAAACCAUUGCUGGGUGCUUUGAAUACUAUACCGUUACCUCAGCAAAACGAAGUAGCAAAAAAUAUCUUAAAUACUACUCGUUAUCUGAACUUUGUCACCAUAUCUUAAAUGCUCGGCCUGCUGCCAUCAAUCCAGAUUAUAUUCCACCGGCAAGUAAUAAGGAUGCGAAUGUUGUGGCUUUAUCAAAGUUGAUGCUAGAGAACAACUUUGUUCCACUUUUAGUGAACGCGAUUCAGGACGUAGACGUCAAUUAUCCACAUGCUAAGACGAUCCUGAACGCUCUUCUCCGUCCUUUGGAAAGAUUAACCAAGACAGCAACCCGGUUACCCCCAGAUGCUGUGCAUAUACCAGAAAUAGAACAAGAAGGAAAUGUGACGAAUGAAGAAGAUGAAGAAGAUCAAGAAGAUGAUUAUAGAACUUUCAGACGCAGCGAGUCUCCUGUGGAAGAAGUUGACGAAAUCUACAGAAACUCUUCGUUAGCUAUGCUUGAUAGUACUGUUGUUGAAGAUGAAGAAGAUAUGGAAGGCAGCACAGAUGAGAGUAGUGAGGCUGAAGAUGUUGAAAUGGCUAGCUCUGGAGAAGAGGUUAUAGAAAUUGUCGAAGAAGCAGAUGAUGAAAGUUCUGAUAACGAAACUAUGCCCGAUGAUCAAGAAGAAGAAGACGAAGAGGAUCGAGAAAUGGAUGAAUUGAUGCGAAGCCAUCGACACCAUCUUCCAGAUACUGAUGAAGAAGUGGAUGAUGAUAUUGAGGAAUCAUUGCAUGAAGACGAGGAUGAUUCAGUCGAGUCCUAUGAUCCAGAUGACGACUCUGAUCUUAUGGGAUCUGAUGUUAGUGAUGAUGUCGAGUCAGAAGAUGAUAGAGAUUGGCGUUUGACGACCAAUGAAGUUCCUAGAGAUCGAUCUGUUACGAAUGAUCGUCAAGUGGGUGAAGGUCAAGAUACAGAAGAUAUUCAAUCCGAAGCAGGAGUGCAAUCAUAUGACUUUUCUUUAAGAAGACGCUAUGCUGGUGGCUUUAGAAGUAGAGUAACAAUCAACACUCAAAACAAUUUGUUUGAUAUGCCUGCUGUAACAAUGGCGUUUACUGCAGAAAAUGAAGCACGACUUCGUCCAGAGUAUUCAUCAGAAAAGGAUGAUAUUAUCUUACACCCUCUUCUACGAGGAACCAAUCAACAGACUAUAAAUGGAUUAAAAGAAGUGUUUGAACGAGAUCGAUCCUUAUCCAACCUUCAGCCUUAUGAGGAUAUUAUUGGCCAUGGCCCACUCUUUAUGCUUAAAUCCAUUGUAGCAUCACAGGCUCAACAGCAAAAGGAUUACGAAGAAGAUAGAGCCUUGGAGAUUGGCCCAACCUUCCAGUUUACAGCCGAUGAUAACGCCCCUAGUAUCUCUGAGCUCUCAAAAGAUAAGGAUGACAAGUAUGUAUUGCGUCUCCUACUAGGAUUCACGCCUAUGCCAACUAUAGACCGUUGGACUCAGGUGGCUCAAAUGGUCUUUAUUCCUUCCAUUAUUGCACAAAAGACAGUAGAGCUGGCAGAUCGUCUGACUACGGUUCUUUUAGCUGAUAAUCAAGAAUCAAAGGCAGAAGAGUAUGCAGAAGAAACGUUUUGGUCACCUGACAGGGAACAAGAAGAUCAGGAAGAACACGAAGAGCAAGAGGAACAAGAAGAACACGAAGAGCAAGAAGAGCAAGAAGAGCAAGAAGAGCAAGAAGAGCAAGAAGAGCAAGAAGAGCAAGAAGAGCAUGAAGAAGAUGGCGUACGCUUGGUCAUUCGUGGGGAAGAAUUCGAUUUGACAGGAACUGGGCUUGACGCAGAGUUUUUAGAGGCGCUUCCAGAAGAUCUUCGUGCAGAGAUUAUUAGCGCACAAAUGGAAGGAAAUGCACCCAUCAUUGAGGUAGCUGCUGACGAUGGUCUUGAUCCCGAAUUUCUUGCUGCUCUGCCUGAUGAUAUCCGUGAAGAAUUACUGAGAGAACAAGAGGAAAUAAAUAGAAGAAGACGAAGCUCAAGCUCUCCAGAGCCUCAAGAGGAAGAACAGGAACAGGGAGAGUAUGAAGAAGUAGCUGAUACUUCUAGCGAGCAAGCAGAGGAGCAUACUGAUAUUAACCCAUCUUCUGACAAUCAGAAUGCCCAACCGUCGUCUCCCCUGGGUGCUCGACUCUCUAGUACCAUACGUAUUGUUGAUCGAUACCAACUGGCCGUAUUGACGCGAUUACUCUUUGUACCACAAUCGAUUGUGAAGGCUCUACUUAAUCGAUUGUUACUCAAUCUUUGUGAAAACCGUAAAGUCAGUGCGGAUCUCAUGUCAUUGUUGCUAUGUGUUCUUCAAGAUGAGUGCUCUGAUUUGGCAGCUGUCGAUCAUAGUUUUGCUCGUUUGCUUCAUCAGUCAAAUGAACCAAGCGAUCAUGAAAAGAAAAAGAAAAGCAGUGGAAGCAAGACACCCAACUUGAUCUCACAAAGAUGCUUAGAAAUUCUUUACUAUGUGAUUACAUGGAAUUGGCGCUCACUUCGCUAUUUUUUGUCAGAAAACGAAAGCUUUGGACAGAUGGAGAAUGGUAAAUACAAGUACCCAUUUUUGGUGUUGAUCGAUCUUCUCAGACGACCUACAUUUACAAAUAACACCAAGUUAAUGGAACAGCUUAUGGAAGUACUAGCAAAGAUAUGUCGCCCCAUUCGAUCCUUAGCCAAGAAUCAAAAGGAAAAAGCAGAGUCACAGCCAGAGACUGCUAUGAUGCAUCGUGACAUUUUGAUUCCAUUGAUACCUACUGAACAUAUUGAACGCGUUGUGCGUGUUCUCACUAUAAACGAAUGCUCAAGUCGCACGUUCCGAUUUACUCUCAGUAUCUUGUCAAACUUUGCUCAUCUUGAAGGUGUCUAUGAUCAAAUAGUUGAUAGUCUAAAGCUGGUUGCAAAGCAAUCUGGGGAACAAAUUUACAAGGACCUCAACAUAUUGCUCUCUAUAUUGCAAAAGCUGAAUACUGGAAGAGAACUAGAAACAUCGGCAUUAAAGCAAUUCUCGAUCGCAACAUCGCAUCAAAUGAAACUGUUGCGUAUCUUGAACUCUAUGUACUUCCUCUACAACCGUAAGCAUAGUAGUGAAGAUCAGGAAAGCACUAGCAAAGUGUCUGCUUCUGAUCUUUAUAAAGAACUUGAUUUCACUUCUCUUUGGGAUAUGCUCAGCUCUUGUCUAAGAGCUAUCCACAACAAGGAGGAAUUGAUGGACGCAGUCACUGUCCUACUACCUUUGGUCGAAUGCUUCAUGGUCAUCUCCAAGGAAUAUAUCACAAGGGAAACGAUAACCAAGGAAAAAGAGCGUUUUAUUGCAUUUACUGAAGAGCACAAGAAAAUACUCAACGCAAUGAUUCGCAAUAGCCCACUUCUUCUGAAUGGGCCUUUCUCUUGCUUGAUCCAUGUCCCGAAAAUUCUGGAGUUUGACAAUAAGCGAGCCUUCUUUAGUGAGGCAUUACAUAAAGCCUCUUCCUCUCGUGAGCGCUUUCCGCCUCUUCAGCUCAGUAUACGACGAGACCACAUCUUUGAAGAUACCUAUCAUCAACUACAAGAUCGUACAGGCGAUGAAAUAAGAUAUGGAAAACUCAAGGUUUAUUUCCAGGAUGAAGAAGGUGUCGAUGAAGGCGGCGUAUCUCGUGAGUGGUUUUCUGCUCUUGCUGGUCAAAUGUUUGAUCCCAACUAUGCCCUGUUUAUCACUUCAGCCGCAGACAGAUUAACCUACCAACCCAACCGUGCCUCUGGCGUAAACCCAGAGCAUCUGUCCUAUUUCAAGUUUGUCGGAAGAGUGAUUGGUAAAGCCAUACACGACGGGCGUGUAUUGGACGCCUAUUUUACGCGUUCAUUCUAUAAGCUCAUCUUGGGACGACCAGUAGACUGUAAAGAUCUGGAAACUGUAGACCCCGAGUAUUACAAGAGCUUGGUGUGGAUGUUGGAUAACGAUAUUACCAACGUGAUUGACUUGACCUUUAGUGUUGAAACGGAUGAUUUUGGCACAUGCAAAAUUGUAGACCUUAUACCUAAUGGCAGAAAUAUAGCUGUAACAGAAGUUAAUAAGCAUAAAUAUGUCAAUUUGAUCGCACAGCAAAAAUUGGUAUUGGCGAUCAAGCCGCAAGUAGACGCGUUCCUCGAAGGCUUUUAUGAAAUUAUUCCGGCUAAUCUCAUACAGAUAUUUAAUGAACAAGAACUCGAGUUGCUUAUCUCUGGUCUUCCUGAUAUUGAUAUAGAUGACUGGAAAGCAAACACGGCUUACGAGGGAUAUACGAUACAAUCGCCUCAGAUUCAAUGGUUCUGGCGUGCUGUAAGGUCGUUUGAUCAAGAAGAAAGAGCCAAGUUGUUACAAUUUGCUACAGGCACUUCUAAAGUGCCCUUGGGUGGAUUUUCAGCCCUACAAGGCUCAAAUGGUGUUCAAAGGUUUCAGAUACAUAAAGAGUUUGGUGAUACAAAUCGUUUACCCUCUGCUCACACUUGUUUUAACCAAAUAGACCUUCCUCAAUACAAGACUUAUGAAGACCUUCGCCGAAAUUUAUUCAAAGCUAUCAGUGAAUGCUCUACAGGCUUUGGUUUUGUAUAAAAAAAAGAAAUUGUAAAGAAAUAAAGUUUGACAUUGUUCUUUGUUACAUUCAAUGUAACUCCCAACUAUGUUCACUGCUUAUGGUAAAGGAGGUUUAAAAACCGGAGAAGGACUAGAAAGUGUUUGGCAUGUUUCACAGUUACAGACAAAAUAAAUGUAGCUUCCAGGUCUCGAGCUUAUGACUACCAAGUAUGAGUAAUGGG